AUGGGGGCGAUAGUCACACGGAACCUGUUCAUUGGAAGCAGUAUUCUGACUAGUCACUUGCCCAGAUACCCUAAGGAUUUAAGUGCUGGGUGGCUGCAGCACGCCGCCGUGGCUUCGGAUGAUCGACAAAUCAACAAAGAAAAGGACAUCCAAACUGCGCCACCAGAAAUUGAAAUUCAAGAGUUGGCUGAGCUGUUAGCCUAUCACGACCCUGUUACCCCUAUACCCCGACUUGUGCUCGAAACUGCUGCCUAG
This is a messenger RNA of Penicillium argentinense, 255 nucleotides long. RefSeq lists its product as uncharacterized. Lineage: Eukaryota; Fungi; Ascomycota; Eurotiomycetes; Eurotiales; Aspergillaceae. The transcript has 2 exons. The coding region runs from base 1 to 255 and encodes 84 amino acids. The record is from RefSeq and is a predicted model, not a curated record.